Messenger RNA from Thlaspi arvense, 228 nucleotides. The record is from the annotation of a GenBank genome assembly. Lineage: Eukaryota; Viridiplantae; Streptophyta; Magnoliopsida; Brassicales; Brassicaceae.
AUGGCGUCAAUCUUCUCUUUCUUCUUCGCUCUCUGCUUCCUUUCUGCAUACGCUGAGCCCGUGUAUGAAGAUGGCUACAGUGUGAGUACAGUCCUAGACGGCAACGCGUUAGAGAUCAACCCGCACUUCAUCCUCCCUCGAUUUCAAUCUUCCGAUUUCAUCGUCCUCGAUUCUCAGAACAGUGCUUUUUACACAGUCUCGUUCAGCCCAUCGCAAGGGAGGGACUAG